This is a messenger RNA of Corticium candelabrum, 1057 nucleotides long. RefSeq lists its product as uncharacterized. The transcript is spliced from 6 exons. The record is from RefSeq and is a predicted model, not a curated record. Bases 63 to 779 code for a protein of 238 amino acids. Lineage: Eukaryota; Metazoa; Porifera; Homoscleromorpha; Homosclerophorida; Plakinidae.
CCAGUACCACUCUCGGAUACGUAUACAAUAGAAAGUCUCUGGUGGACAAGACUGCGGCAGCAAUGUCGUUAGGCGAACUGAUCGACAAGCUCAUUACUUUGGUUGUCAUCAUUAUUGCAAUGGCUUUUAUCAUGGCCUUCACAUCUGAAAGUGCGAUCGACGAUGGCAACACUCGAUCUGCAUUGAAAAUUCCUAAAAAUGAUGAUAAACACUUUCUUCACUUGGCAAUCUUUGGCGGAUCGUUUCAAGAAGACGUCGGAAGCCAACCAACACUAAGACUUGAGUUGCAUAUGCUGGAGUCAAACGACACCCUCAAAGAGCUCAUAGAUAUCUACGAAAAAUCAGACCCUCCAUUAAAACUUAUUGCUGGACCUUCAAAUGCCAUUGGUAUCAAUCGUUCUGGCAACAUGAAACUUAAAGUUGUAAACAAUGAUAUUUGGACUGUAAAGAAUACACCUGAAGAACUGCAAACACCACUCAACAACAUCUGGGCUGCAAAACAUUUCAAGUUUCCUAAUUCAAUGUUUCUGGAAUAUGCUGGCACAGCUCCAUAUCGCCCCGAGAUUGUCAUCGCUGUUAACUACUCUGGUAACACAGAAACGCUAACUGGCCAUCCAUCUAUGCAGCCACAGGUGCAGCAAACAUCAAGUCCUGCCAUCGGUACUACUGCCAGUGGACUAAACUCUGAUAUCAUUGGAGCAAACUAUGUGUUUGCUGGACAGAAUGAUGUGAAUAUCCACAAUCACUUUUGGCAAGAAAACAAGUGUAACACUGUCUAAAAACCAAAGGGCCAAACCAUCAUCUAGCUUUUAAUUCAUUUCUUCAAUAUUGAUGUUCCUCAAUAAAAACAUAUUUGUUGUACAAGUCUGUUGUUUUAGUUUCUGACGGACUUACUCUAGAUACUCUUUUGGCGUUCACAGUGAAACUUCUGUGUCCGUACUCAAUGACUGUUGCUAAAAUUUUGCAAUUUGCGUAAAUUUUAGGUGGAUAGUAAAAAUUAAGCUACGAGCGUAAAGGACACCACAAUUAGUGGUGGACAGCUUCGCGAGAAGCUCAC